Molecule: messenger RNA, 2052 nt
Organism: Xylaria bambusicola
Lineage: Eukaryota; Fungi; Ascomycota; Sordariomycetes; Xylariales; Xylariaceae
Exons: 1
Coding region: 98-613 (171 amino acids)
Source: RefSeq, a predicted model, not a curated record
CGUCAGUCCAAGGAAGGUAAUGGUCGCGAGCGAUUGUUCAGAUGCCAAGUGCCGCUAACCAGGUGUUGAUCUGUUGGUCCCGUCGACACGACGUACAAUGUGCAUCGGAGUAAGCCGUAAUCUACACUACCUACGUGAGAAAAAAGCGUUGCAUACGGGGUGGGAAGUCAAGAAAAAAAUUUCAAGCAUCCUGUGUGGCCUGCCUGGGCACGCAAGGGGGGGUAACGCUAAGCACGGUACUUUUCCAUCCGGGGAAAAUGGGACAGUUUUCUGCAUGCGCGACAUCCGCAGACAAGAGACAAGACAGGGAGCGUCAGACAGAUCCAACAACAACCACAACGCACUUGUUCCCGUCAGCGUGACACGAGAUAUCGAGACAGGAUGCAUGCUACGAUCCUAUGUAUAUUCCCACGGAUGGAGCCUGGCGAUAUACAGCGGCGUCACAUAUCCUUCGGUUCCUUUGAUUUUUAAUGCUUUGAUUGCAAUGCUUUCGUUGGUUGAUUUUGAUCCCGCUCUUUUCUCAACCCCUAUCUCCUUCUCCUUUCCCUUCCCUCUUCUCAUCCCUGAAUCUGACGUGCUUUUCGUUUAUGGGAUGACUUUACACCUCGCAUAGAGCACCUAUCAAAUCGCUGCAAGUGCACCGCACACACUACACCAACAACCUGGAUGUUGGUAUUUUUUUUUUCUUUCUAUUUUCUCCGUCAUUCUAAAACAGUCGUUUGCGCUGGGUUACAAUGCGCGGGCGGAAGUGGGCGGGAAGUACGGUACCUAUGGGGACUUGCCCGCUUCAUCCCCCGCCGUCGACGAUGCACUAUUGGCUCGGGGGCGUAAGAUGAUACACAUUUUUCCUAUUUUACUCCCAUGCGAAGUAAGUCCUUUAGUAUACAGAUUAUGUACAGUGCGGUGCGGGAGCGGAACGUUUUCCUUCCUGCCCAAGAUUUCGUCCUACCUACUGUAUGUAAUCACGGUACACUAAUUACACGCUGAAAUGGCGGUUCCCUUGCUCUUCCCCUCUGGAUCCUCCUUGUGGGGUAUAUAUGCGAUGCUAUGCACGAUGAUCUGCACUCAUCACCAACAACAACGCGCGAAUAACCGCCGAACGAACAGCCAAUCGACGGGCUCGCUCAAUUGCGCCGGGAUACCUAGGACCCGGCGUUCUCUUGCUCCCGGUUACUGGAAAUGACUCAUAAUACCUACAUCCUGUAGUGACAUAUAAGUUUUAAUAAGAGCAGGUAGUACCUACAUGUCUUUUGUUAGCUGGUAGGUUUCAGCCAUCUUCAGCUCACCUCGCGAGAGAUUUCCCUCCCGAUGGAGAAUUUCCCACAUAUAUAGGCGCGCUAGUGGUGUUUUACCUGCCUGGAUUAGAUGGGCGAACUGCACGCCACAAUACGUGACGUGACGUAAGAAGCGUUCGUCAGUUGUUUGGGUCGAGAGCGAGAUGAUCUACAUACGCUACUACUAAGUAUCUAUCCACAUGCCUAUCAAUAGAUUCCCGUCUUUCGUUGAAUAAUAGCACACUAAUACUAUGUAAGGGCGUAUGCGGGCGUCACGGCUCCGCGGCUCCGGCGGGUUUUGUGUUAGUGUACCUACCAUUUACUUACUUGUACUAUGUACUGUAGAUAGCUUAGCGCUUGCGCGAAGUACGGGCGGAACAGAAGCACGCUUGUUCCGCGCCAACGCACAGGGGGUUAAAAGGGUCUUUCGGGAGUCAAUGUAGGUAUCGUAGGUAUAGGUAGGUACUUAGCACGUAAACAGGCCCAUGGGAACGGUUGUUGAGGUAAUCAGAAAUCAAGCAUGAAUCAUAACAAGUACCUACAUAUUCAGCGCAUGCUAGAUAGCUGUGUACCGUUAGACAUGUAAGAAUUGGAUCUGUGGACAGCCAACAAAAUAUUUUGAAUCCAACCAAGGCCUUCAGUACCCAAGCACUACGGUAUCCAUACCUACAUAUGUAUGUAUGUACUGUAGGUAUGUAAAUAAGGAAGUAGUAUAGUAGUAUAAAGUAGGCAAGCCAACAAACCCCGCAGGCCCCGUGCGUAAAUGGCACCAUUGAAU